CUGCGAGCGCGACGCUUCUUCUGCGGAGUUGCUGGGCUCCGAGACGUUACUCUGCGCUCCCUCCCGGCGGGCGGCGGCGGCGGCGGGCGCCGCGACUCACCGGCCGGGGCUGCGCGGGACUGGAGAGGCCAGGCCCAGGCCGCGAGCACGGGGGCCUCAUAGCUUUGGACGCAGUGUGACUGGAUUUCUUCAAAGAACUCGCAGAGCUCUUGGCUCCAAGACGCCGAUAGGACUCAGAACGAGAAUCAACCGUUUGGCUGAAACUUGGGGACAAGCUUUUGGGGCUGAAAAAGGAGCAGGGAGUGGAGAAGAAGGCGGCGGAGAAGGAGGUGGCGGCGAACUGAGCCUCGAGGCAAGGAGGCGGAGCAGCACCGCAGAGGCGGCGGCCUUGGCUAGCAAGCCGCGGCGCCGGGCUCUCGCUCGCCGGGGGCCCAGACGCAAGCGGGGGGCGCGCGCGUUACUGUGCGCUGUGAGUCAAGAGACUUGGGCAAACUUUGAAGGGUAACCGGAGACGCUUGUUGCUCUUCGCCGCAGAAAGAGCCGCACCGUUACGUCCCGGCGCGAGGAAAAGGCGUCUCCCCCCCAUCGGCGCCCCCGGCCCAGGCAGACGUGUUUGGGCCCCCGGCGGCUGCGCGAGUGCUGGGCGGAGGCGGCGGCGGCGACGGCGCCCUUGCGGCGCGAGCACCCUAGCUACAGCGCCCUCGGCUCCGCACCGCCCACGGCCCGGCCCCGGCGCCGGGAGGACUCUCAUGCGCCCGGCGCGGCGGCGCCUGCCGGGAUCCCAGCCUCUCCUGGCUGUCUUGUCGCGUUUCUUGGGCUGAGAGCGCCGCUGCACCCGCGGCCGGCGAUGCGGGGCCCCCGCACGGCAGCGUCGCCCUCGCCUCUGGGCCUGUGCACCAUGGUGCUUGCAGUGCUGGGCGCACUGCCCGCGGGCGCCGGGGCGCAGCCGUACCACGGCGAGAAGGGCAUCUCAGUGCCGGACCACGGCUUCUGCCAGCCUAUUUCCAUCCCUCUGUGCACGGACAUCGCCUACAACCAGACCAUCCUGCCCAACCUGCUGGGUCACACGAACCAAGAAGAUGCGGGCCUCGAGGUGCACCAGUUCUACCCGCUGGUGAAGGUGCAGUGUUCUCCCGAGCUGCGCUUCUUCCUGUGCUCCAUGUACGCACCCGUGUGCACCGUGCUCGAUAAGGCCAUCCCGCCGUGCCGUUCUCUGUGCGAGCGUGCCCGCCAGGGGUGUGAGGCGCUCAUGAACAAGUUCGGCUUCCAAUGGCCCGAGCGGCUGCGUUGCGAGAACUUCCCUGUGCACGGCGCCGGCGAGAUCUGCGUGGGCCAGAACACGUCCGACGGCUCCGGGGGCCCAGGCGGCGGGCCCACCGCCUAUCCUACAGCGCCCUACAUGCCCGACCUGCCCUUCACCGCGCUGCCCCCGGGAGCCGCUGACGGCAGGGGCCGCUCGGCCUUCCCCUUCUCGUGCCCCCGCCAGCUCAAGGUGCCCCCCUACCUGGGCUACCGCUUCCUGGGCGAGCGCGACUGCGGCGCCCCCUGCGAGCCGGGCCGCGCCAACGGCCUCAUGUACUUUAAGGAGGAGGAGAGGCGCUUCGCCCGCCUCUGGGUGGGCGUGUGGUCAGUGCUGUGCUGCGCCUCGACGCUCUUCACGGUGCUCACCUACCUAGUGGACAUGCGGCGCUUCAGCUACCCGGAGCGGCCCAUCAUCUUCCUGUCGGGCUGCUACUUCAUGGUGGCCGUGGCGCACGUGGCCGGCUUCCUGCUGGAGGACCGCGCCGUGUGCGUGGAGCGCUUCUCAGAAGACGGCUACCGCACGGUGGCGCAGGGCACCAAGAAGGAGGGCUGCACCAUCCUCUUCAUGGUGCUCUACUUCUUCGGCAUGGCCAGUUCCAUCUGGUGGGUCAUCUUGUCGCUCACUUGGUUCCUGGCCGCUGGCAUGAAGUGGGGCCACGAGGCCAUCGAGGCCAACUCUCAGUACUUCCACCUGGCUGCGUGGGCGGUGCCCGCUGUCAAGACCAUCACCAUCCUGGCCAUGGGCCAGGUGGACGGGGACCUGCUCAGCGGGGUUUGCUACGUGGGCCUGUCCAGCGUGGACGCGCUGCGGGGCUUCGUGCUGGCGCCCCUGUUCGUCUACCUCUUCAUCGGCACGUCCUUCCUGCUGGCCGGCUUCGUGUCGCUUUUCCGCAUCCGCACCAUCAUGAAGCACGACGGCACCAAAACGGAGAAGCUGGAGAAGCUCAUGGUGCGCAUUGGCGUCUUCAGCGUGCUCUACACCGUGCCCGCCACCAUCGUCCUGGCCUGUUACUUCUACGAGCAGGCCUUCCGCGAACACUGGGAGCGCACCUGGCUCCUGCAGACGUGCAAGAGCUACGCGGUUCCCUGCCCGCCCGGCCACUUCCCGCCCAUGAGCCCUGACUUCACCGUCUUCAUGAUCAAAUACCUGAUGACCAUGAUCGUAGGCAUCACCACGGGCUUCUGGAUCUGGUCCGGCAAGACCCUGCAGUCGUGGCGCCGCUUCUACCACAGACUCAGCCACAGCAGCAAGGGGGAGACGGCGGUAUGAGCCCCAGCCCCUCCCCCACCCUUCCUUCUCCCACCCCCACCCCCCUCGCAGGGGGAAAGGCGCGGUAGGGACAGAAUUGCCGGGUGGGGGGCUUGUUUCUGUAACCUCCCUCCCCUCCAGUGAGAAGUGACCUGGAAGAGAGACGAUAACGUGUAGAUUUGGGACGAGGCGUGGGUUUGGAAAGGAGGCCUGAGUGGAAAGGCGGUUUGGAUGAAAAGACUUGUGGCCGAGACUCCAGGGUGAUGAUGAUGAUGGUGAUGAUGAUAACAACGCUGUAAAUCCUGAACGGUCCAGGCCGACCCGGGCCAGUGGAGAGGAUUGAGAUCCGAUGGUUGCUCUGAGUUCUUCCGGCUCUGGGCCUGUGAGCGAUUCCCUUGCUGCAAGACAAGUGGCCUGUCCUCACUCCUGUGAGGCCGGGGUGAAAGGUACAGCUGUCCGCCUGCGGCCUCUUUGUUGAAAAAAGGGGAGAACUCCCUGCAGUGUCCUUGUCAAGCGGUGGUCAAACCAUAAUCUCUUUUCACUGGGGCCAAACUGGAGCCCAGAUGGGUUAAUUUCCAAGGUCAGACAUUGCAGUCUCUCCUCCCCUGCCUCCUCCUGCCUGUUUUUCCUCCCCUACUCCUUUCAAGUCUUGUAAAAUAAGCAUUUUUGAAGUCUUGGGAGGCCUGCCUCCUAGAAUCCUAAUGUGAGAAUGCUAAAGAAAUGAAGAUAACAUUUUGCAAAGGGGAAAAGGAGGAGGCGAGUAGUAGGUAUUUCUGCUACUUUUCUAUGUUCUGGAGAAGGCAGGAGGAAGAAAGGAGGGUAUUUUAUUUGGUUUAAUACCCUGAAAAGAAGUGAUGACUUGUUGCUUUUCAAAACAGGAAUGCAUUUUCCCCCUUGUCUUUGUUGUAAGAGACAAAAGAGGAAACAAGUGUCUCCCUGUGGAAAGGCGUAACUGUGAAGACAGCAACUUUUAUAGGCAAAGCAGCGCAAAUCUGAGGUUUCCCUUUGGAUGUUAAUUUGGUUGAGAUAAACAUUCCUUUUUAAGGAAAAGUGAAAGGCAGUGUGCUUCCAUUGCUCCUUUCCGUCAGAGGUUCUGACUUGGGCAAAGGAAACGCAGGGGUUUUGUCGUGUUUGUUUUAAGUAAAUUUCAUCCAGAACACAUGAUCCAACAGGCUCUAUUAAAAUGUUCAAGGAAAUCUCUGCCUUCGUUUUUCUUUUCUUCCCAUAAACCUGCAUUUAGGUUUUCUUUCUAUUUUUUUUUUUCCCUCCAAUUUGAAUCCUUCAUGAUAAAGGAGAAGCAUAAUGCCUUUAGCCUCAUAAUAAAGGAAAGUUAAAUUUUUUAUAAAAAAGUAAAGAAGCAUUUUGUCCUAUUUUCUUUGUUCCAUAAAUCCGUCUAUAAAAGAGCAUGUAUAUGCUGACCCUGUCUUUGUGUGACUGGGUGGGGAGGUGACCUGCAGAAAUGAUAGUGAGGGAAGAGGACAGUUCAACCAAUGGGCCCGAUUUUUAAGGAAAGUCAUUGAAAGAAGGUAGACGUCAAAGUAAUUCUGGAGUUCUUUCAAAUAUGCUGGAUGACUUAAAUUUCUUAAUCUUAAGUCAUGUACCUCCCCCCCCCCCCCAUAAUAGGACUCCAGUUCUUUUUGCAUAAUGGUCUAAAAGCUCAGCAGAGACUCACGGGCCCUAACCUUUACUCCACCUUUGCCAUCACCCUCCUAUCUGGCCACACUAUCCUAGUUCCCAAAACAGUUUCUAAAUGUUGUUUUAAACAGUUUUUAAAUCAUAGAGGCGACUGUCAGGAGUACCAGUUACUUCAUAUAUGUAAUGUUGAGUGGAGCUGCUUUUUAUAUUAAAAUUAACAUUGACCUUGUGUUUCUUAAACCUCCCAAACCGUAUCAUUGGUCAGAUUUUUAAAACUCCCACUGCACAGUUUUCGGCAUCUUUUGUGUUGUAUCUCUUGCAUGUGAAAUUUGUAAAAUAGAGACAAGUGCAGUAUGUAUAUUUUGUAAAUCUCCCGUUUUUGUAAGAAAAUAUAUAUUGUAUUUAUACAUUUUUACUUUGGAUUUUUGUUUUGUUUUGCCUUUAAAAGUCUACAAGGAAGCCCCACUUUAUCACAUGUACAGAUCACAAAUAAAUUUUUUUAAAAUACAGA
Messenger RNA from Sus scrofa (pig), 4697 nucleotides. It is a transcript of the gene FZD7, whose product is annotated as frizzled class receptor 7. Gene Ontology annotation, biological process: non-canonical Wnt signaling pathway; canonical Wnt signaling pathway. NCBI's taxonomy places the organism in Eukaryota, Metazoa, Chordata, Mammalia, Artiodactyla, Suidae. Gene Ontology annotation, cellular component: plasma membrane. The record is from RefSeq and is a predicted model, not a curated record. Gene Ontology annotation, molecular function: Wnt receptor activity; Wnt-protein binding.